Messenger RNA from Siniperca chuatsi (mandarin fish), 959 nucleotides. RefSeq names its product RNA polymerase II, I and III subunit H (gene polr2h). The transcript has 6 exons. NCBI's taxonomy places the organism in Eukaryota, Metazoa, Chordata, Actinopteri, Centrarchiformes, Sinipercidae. The record is from RefSeq and is a predicted model, not a curated record. Gene Ontology annotation, biological process: DNA-templated transcription. Gene Ontology annotation, molecular function: DNA-directed RNA polymerase activity. Gene Ontology annotation, cellular component: RNA polymerase III complex; RNA polymerase I complex; RNA polymerase II, core complex. The coding region runs from base 229 to 681 and encodes 150 amino acids.
UGAGACACAGUUCCAGUUGUAGUUAACGUUAUGACAAGACGAUAUAACUGGCUAACGCUAAUUCAGCUAUGCCAGGUAACGUUAGCAACGUUGUGAAAUUAACCUCGAGUAAGAGUAUUUUAGUAACCACGUUGAGUUUUACAUGUAUAGCUAGAUUUGAUGCUCAUGGUCCACAUGGGCUUCAACGAAUGGGAUUCAUCUUCGUCUGUUUUAUAGACUAGGACAGAGAUGGCUGGAAUUCUGUUUGAGGAUAUCUUUGAUGUAAAGGACAUUGAUCCCGAUGGCAAGAAGUUUGACAGAGUAUCUCGUCUACAUUGUGAAAGUGAAUCUUUUAAAAUGGACCUCAUCUUGGAUGUGAACAUUCAGAUCUAUCCUGUUGAUCUUGGUGACAAGUUCAGACUGGUUAUUGCCAGCACGUUAUAUGAAGACGGAACACCAGAUGACGGAGAGUACAAUCCUCAGGAUGAUCGGCCAUCUAGAGCGGACCAGUUUGAUUAUGUGAUGUAUGGGAAAGUUUACAAGAUUGAAGGCGAUGAGACUUCAACAGAAGCAGCCACACGCCUCUCUGCCUAUGUGUCUUACGGUGGCCUCCUCAUGAGGCUGCAGGGAGACGCCAACAACCUUCAUGGCUUUGAGGUGGACUCCAGGGUCUACCUCUUAAUGAAGAAACUGGCCUUCUAAGACCCAACCCUGCUCGCCCACUUGUCGUGGUUCUUCCACUGCCACAUUCAACCUUAAAGUUAUACUGAACUGCAUACUGAAAACAAGUCUGGAGCACAUGAGCAGUUCACAGACAAUACAUGGAGGCUGAAGAAAAUACAUUUAGUUUUUUUAUUCUUGUAGUUACAAUAUGUUUCCUCUAAGGGGAUGGACUACAGACUAAAGAUUGACUCUCAAGAACUGUUGCAACCUCCAUCAACUGGCAAACUGUAAAUAAAGAUUUCUUUUAUACAAAAUGA